CCUAUUAAUGUGAAAAGUGCACGUGUAUUAAUUCUUAGUAUACAGAUAAAAAUGAACAUCAGUAAAAAAGCCACAAAGUUCACAAAACAAACGGCUAUUGAGUUGAAAGCAUACAGAGAUGAUUAUGAUAAAGAGGAAUUAAAGAGAACAUUUAUAGAGGCAGUAAAAAGUAUAUCAAAGAAAGAUAUUAAGACAGAAAUUCUACAAAAUGUUGACAAAUAUGUGAAAAAGUUAGACAAGUUUCUCAGGAAAUCUCAAAACAGGCAGCAUGUUAGAGAGGAGGGAGAUUUGCCAGAAUUUGACUAUAAUUUAUAUCAACCAGACGGACAUCAACUCCAAAACACAGAGGGUAAAACAGAAAAAGAAAGAGAAUUAUUGGUGAACCAAAUUAUAGCUGAAAGAAUUCAUCAGGACCCAGAGGUGUUGAAUUUGUUAGAUGACUUCCCACCAGAGGAUAAAAGUUUUCCACAGUUGUCAAGUUGUCACAAGUUGUUGAAGUUGACUUCAGGAUCAAAACAUGCAGAGACAUUACGACAAAUAAUGCUAAAAUAUUUCAGAGUUGUACAGACUCAAGCAGAAGAUCUUGUGGCAGGUGAAGAAACAGACAGAUGCUCUGAGAUGGCAACAGAAAUAAGAAAUUUUGUUAGUGUAUGUCAUCUGAGGAAACAACACUGUGAUCAGUGUGAAGAUGAGAAAAAGCCAUCAUAUGAAGAUAUAUUAACAUCACUUUUAUCGCUGUAUGUGGAAUUGUUCCUACAGUCUAAUAGGUCAGGAAAUAACAAAAACAAGAUGGGGAGACAACUCUGUGGCUUUGUUAAGUAUUUGUUACCAUGGCAGCAACAUCAGCUAGACUUACUUUUACAAUUGUCUUCAGUGACAGAAGAAGAUGCAGAAGUUAUUAUUCCUCUGGCAAGGGCUAUAUUGAUAAAGACAGAGGAGUAUCCUGAGGAAAAGAUUUAUCUUAGACAGGUUCUGGCUGUAAGGUCCCUCCAUAGUAAAGUAGGGGAUGCAGUGGACGACAUCAAUGAGACAAUGAAGUCAGUGUCAGCGCCAAGAAAAUUGCUGUCAUGGUUACGAAACCAAGAUGCACCCCUAGUUGAGGAAUUUCCAAACGAUAAAAAAUUUAAAGGGACCAUUGUGACAAAGUUUUUGUUAGAGGAAGCUACAGAGGAUCAGACUGAAAGACUAACAGAUAUAUUUUCUUAUAAUGAAGCAGAUGAUGAAGAGGAAUCGCAAAUGGAUAAAACUCCUUCUAAGGGAGCACCAUCUACCAAACAGAAAGAAGAUUUAGAACAGCUCAAUUUCUUUAUCGAUACUGGUGUGAAACAGGACAAGUUGGAAUCUGCUGCCAGUGAAGACUUAUUCUACAUUGAUAAGGGAGGAUUAGCUUUAGGACAGAACAAAGCAAAAGACAUGAAGGACCAAUCAGAGGAUGAGAAUGAGGCUGAUGUUGCCAUGGAUACAGAUCUAAAUGACAAUGUAGAAAAGAUGGACGUAGAAAUAUUUCAUAUUGAUACCUCUUUAACUAUGACACUGAAAAAAGAUGAAAACAAACAUUUGGAAGAAAAAGAGAAUGAAAUAAUUACUAGCGAUGACCAAACAUUGGAAGCAGAUAAACAUGAAAGUCUUGAGGUAAAAAAUGUCGAUAUACUUGAUGACAAUGAUCAAAGUCCAAAAAAUCACAUUAGAAAAAACCUUGAUCCUGUUCCAGAUUCAAUUAAAAAAAACAGCAGACGGUCAAGAAAAAGUUCAGCAUCCCUUGAUAACCUGACUGAUUCAGAAAAUAAUUGUAAAAGUUUGGGAAUUAGUUCAAGCAAAAAAAAGUCACAUUUACAAAUUGAUAGAGUUAAUAAAGUAAUGUAUUUGAGAAAAAGUCCUAUAAAAUCUUCUGUCAGUUCUGAUGUUGAGGACUUGUUAGAGGUGAUGGACAAAGACAUGCACAAUAAGUCUGCGAAGAAGAGUUCAAAAAAAUUAGCCUCUGUUGAAGUUUAUGACGGAAAUUGUAUUGAAGAUAACAACAAAAGAGAAAGGAAAAGUUCUUUGACAUCAAAUGAGAAAGACCUGAAACAAGAAAGCUACGAACAGAAGAGUAAUACAUCUUUGUCAGAAAAAAUAGGAAAUCAUGGUGAUAAUAUGGAUUUUUCACUUGUAAUAGAAUAUCAAGGUGCAGUAAAACAUUCAGAUGAUAGUGGAAAAGGGAAUGUUAAUCGUUUGAAGAUAAGAGCUCAAAUUGGUGAGGGAGAUUCUGGAAUUGAAAAUAUAGAAGACAAAAAUGAGGAAACUGCGAGAAAUCAAGAUAAAUUGAGGAGGAAUAAAAGUUUGUCAGAAAGUUCAGUGGCAUCUGAUUUAAGCACUAAAGGAAAACAAAGUAAAGAACAGGUGAAAACCAUCUUUCAGUCUCGGAAUACUAGACGAUCCACACGUUUAUCAGAAUGUUCUGUUAGCUCAGAUUUAAAUGAUGAAAAACCUGAAUCGGUCAAAGAUAUGAACGAUAACAGUAAAUUAAAAGAAAGUCAGAAGAAACAAACACAAAUUGAAAAAUUUAUGGUACCAAGAUACAAGAUAAAGAGUUGGCAGGAUAAAUUUGGUGGUCAGGAGUUUCAGGCUAAUGGAGCUGACCACAUAAAUAGUAAGGAAUUAUCACCAGCUGUAAGGAAAACAAGAUCAGGUAGAAGAAUAAGUUCCAGAGUGAGUCCAGAGAAACACAGUUCUAAAGCAAGUACAACAGAAACAUCAAUGGACGAUUCUCUUCUAAGUCUAGAUAUGACUGUGGCAGAUGACUAUGAUUCAAGUUCAUCAAAUAAGAGGGAAAGACAGAAAAAAAAACAAAUAAAUGCAGAUGAUCUGGUUGUGCCAGAUUCUAACGAUGAGGAAUUUGAAGAUUCACCAAUUUUACCUAAUAUAACCCAAUUCAUGGCAAAAACUGAUACAGAAUUAAGUUUAUCAGGGGAGGUAAUCAAUAGUGGCAGGAAAAGGGAAAAUGACCUUGGAACACCUAGAUCACUUAGGAAAAGAAAAAGGUCAUGUGAAUCAUCAACACCGAUCAGUACUAAGAAGAUUUCAGAAGAAUCUGAGUCAAAGGAGUGUUUAGAGAUAAACGAUUCAACGAAAAAGAAUCUUCCAAGGAUCAUAGAAACUGAAGAAUACAUUGUAAUGUCAGAACCCAGCAGUGAGGGUCAACAGGGAGAAUCAGAAUCAAGUGAGAAAAUUGAGAAAUCAAAGCAAUCUAAGAGAAGACAGUCAGAGCCAUUGAGUAAGAUGAAUACACCAAACAAAACAAGACGGAAAAGUGAAGCAUACAGUUUAAAGAAAGGUAUGACAUUACGUACAAGAAAAAGUAGUGCAUCACAUGAUUAGCAGAAUUGAGUUGAUUGGUGCAAAACUUUUUAAACUACUCACAAGAAGAACUUUACAAAAUCCGAAAGAAUUUUUAUUUUCAAAUGAAAAGAUUCUAUAAAUGAGUUUUAGCAGAUUCUGUGCUUUGGUUGAAAAUCUUAAAUAUCUAGUAAGGAUAAAUGUUAUGCUUGCAUUGUUAAUAUCAAAGAAUGAUAAAUAUAUGAAUUUAUGUUAAUGAUAUGUAAAUUUUUAUAGAAAUGAUGGCAUAAAAGUUCAUUUCCAAUGACAAUGUCUUAUUUUGAUUAACCACUGAAAAUUCAGAAAUUAUUGCGAUCUUAUAAUUUUAAACUGAAACCAUAAAAUUAAUG
Mytilus trossulus (common blue mussel) is the source of this 3704-nucleotide messenger RNA. Its product is annotated as transcriptional regulator ATRX-like. Lineage: Eukaryota; Metazoa; Mollusca; Bivalvia; Mytilida; Mytilidae. Bases 52 to 3357 code for a protein of 1101 amino acids. The record is from RefSeq and is a predicted model, not a curated record. The transcript is spliced from 17 exons.